Aspergillus uvarum CBS 121591 is the source of this 786-nucleotide messenger RNA. Its product is annotated as putative translocon-associated protein, alpha subunit. Gene Ontology annotation, cellular component: endoplasmic reticulum membrane; endoplasmic reticulum. The transcript is spliced from 3 exons. The record is from RefSeq and is a predicted model, not a curated record. Lineage: Eukaryota; Fungi; Ascomycota; Eurotiomycetes; Eurotiales; Aspergillaceae. The coding region runs from base 1 to 786 and encodes 261 amino acids.
AUGGCUCGUCUUGGUUUCUUGUCUCUGGCUCUCCUUUCCGUCCAGGCCCUGAUCGGCGGCGGUCUCGCGGCUGACGCUGUUGAGAAGGAGGAAGCCCCCCAGACUCCCAACCUUGCUGUCACCGCGCAGGCUGCUUUCCCUGCCUCUGAGUUCUUUGGCGUGAAGCUGGUCAAUGGCCACCCGACCCAGGCGCUGAUCACCUUUGCCAACGAUGAGCCCAACCCGGUGACUGUGAACUUCAUUGGAGGUUCUCUGUGGUCUAUUGGCGAGGAGGAGAACCGCAUCGUUCGCAACCUGACCGCCCACCGGUACAGCCUCGAGAUCCCGGCCGGUGAGCAGGAGAGCGUGAACUUCAACUUCGCCACCGAGAUGCACCCCCAGGAUUUGAGACUUGAGCUGGCUUCCGUCAUCUCUGACAUCGAGGGCAACGUCUACACUCUGUACACCUACAACGGCACCGUCAGUGUGGUUGAGCCUGAGACCAGCAUCUUCGACCCCCAGAUUCUUUUCCUGUAUUUCUUCCUCCUGGCCUGCUUCUCUGGUGUCGUCUACUUCUUCUACACCGUCUGGAUCGCCCCCUACUUCCCCCAGAAGCGUCGCGCUGGCAAGGCCCCUGAGACCACCAAGAAGUCGACUGUGCCCAAGAAGGAGGAGAUUCCCGUGGAGGGACCCGCUGUCACUUCUGCCACCACCUACAACGCCGAUUGGAUCCCCGCUCACCACAUCAACCGCCCCGAGGCCCGCAAGGUGAAGGGCAGCAGCUCCCGCUCUAAGAGCCGUGCUUAA